Saccoglossus kowalevskii is the source of this 925-nucleotide messenger RNA. RefSeq lists its product as uncharacterized. The record is from RefSeq and is a predicted model, not a curated record. Gene Ontology annotation, cellular component: negative cofactor 2 complex; nucleus. Gene Ontology annotation, biological process: transcription by RNA polymerase II. NCBI's taxonomy places the organism in Eukaryota, Metazoa, Hemichordata, Enteropneusta, Harrimaniidae. Gene Ontology annotation, molecular function: protein heterodimerization activity; RNA polymerase II general transcription initiation factor activity; core promoter sequence-specific DNA binding.
GCUCUUUUGUAAACAGUUUUUCCGGAAGUGCAGUGCACUAUAGCUGUUGUUGAUAGAUAUAUAGUAUUUUUUGCAGAAUUUGUUUGUCAACAUGCCUAGUAAAAAGAAAAAAUAUAACUCAAGAUUUCCACCGGCACGAAUUAAGAAAAUAAUGCAGACGGACGAAGACGUUGGCAAAGUAGCAGCUCCAGUACCAGUACUGAUAUCCAAGGCCUUGGAAAUCUUUGUGAAGUCACUCAUCACAAAAGCAAAUGAGCAGACACAGAGCCGGAAUGCUAAAACCAUGACAACUGCUCACAUAAAACUAGGAAUAUUGAAUGAGAGUAAGUUUGAUUUUCUGAAAGACUUGGUACAAAAUAUUCCGGAUAUUGCCGCCGAGGAGGACGAAGCAGCUGAACAGAAAACAAAACACAGUGUGAAAAACAGGAAAGUGCGUAAUAACAAAACGACAAGAUCAUCAACAACUUCUGAGGAAUCCACGGCAGAGGCUGAUUCAGACGUCUCUGACGAUGAAGAAACGAUUGAGAAGCCUGUCAUGAAAGUACCGCCGCAACAACCAUUGGCAAGAACCCCUGCGUUUGAACAUCAUGCAGCUGGGACAAAUACAGGUAUCCCGCCUCAUCCAAGUUCUAGUACCAGUACUUCUUAUUCUACACCUCAUUCUAUGCAGACAUCAACUUUACCCACAAUGCCACAGAUGCCUCAUUUACCCUUGAUACCGCAGCAGUCUUCGUAUAUUCCACAAAUGUAUCUGCCAUCUGCGUCAUGUAGUGCAAUGGGUGUUUUACCAACAUCAACAACAAAUAAUCAAGAAGAUGAUGAUGAUGACUAUGAUUCAUAACACUUUUAAAAAACUAUUACAAGAUUUAUAAACCUUUUUUUAUAUACAUAUAUCGUUCCCGAGUUACUUGUUUGUGUUGAAGAG